Molecule: messenger RNA, 381 nt
Organism: Rotaria sp. Silwood2
Lineage: Eukaryota; Metazoa; Rotifera; Eurotatoria; Philodinida; Philodinidae
Source: the annotation of a GenBank genome assembly
AUGUCAACAAAUAAAAAAGAAAAAGAAGAAGAAAAAUUAUCUUCAAUAAAUAAUGAUGAUGAAAUGGAUCGUUUAGCACGUCAAAUGCUUCUUGAAGAAGCUAAAAGAAAUAAAAUACGUGCACAAACACAAGGUGCAUUAGGAUGGCAAAAACCAACACAAGUUACAAAUAGAAAAUUUUUACGUAAUACACUUAUUUCAAAUGCUGUACACAAUAUUAAUAAAAAUGAACAAGAAAAACAACAACGACUAAAAUCUAUGACGUAUAGAAAACAAGAUGAUUAUAAAUAUCAACGAAAACGAUCGCAUACACCACCAAGAAAAAAACAUGAUUAUAAUGAUGAUGAAUUAUCAUCAAAACGAAUGAAAAAAGAUAAAUAA